This is a messenger RNA of Purpureocillium takamizusanense, 1050 nucleotides long. RefSeq lists its product as uncharacterized. The record is from RefSeq and is a predicted model, not a curated record. Bases 53 to 475 code for a protein of 140 amino acids. Lineage: Eukaryota; Fungi; Ascomycota; Sordariomycetes; Hypocreales; Ophiocordycipitaceae. The transcript has 2 exons.
AGCCGCACCAGCGCCGGUGGCGGUCUCGGCGACGACCAUACUGGCCAUCACCAUGACCGCCACCAACGCCACCAAGUUGAGUCUGCGGGCGCCCAUCCUGCUGAUGGACCACCCCGCCAAGUCGCCUGGGGAAGGAAGGGAAGAAGAGGAGAGAAAGGCGAGACUCGGGAGGGCGGCCCAUGGGCUAUUUGAGUCACGCCCGGGCGCUCAGCGGCGGCGGGAGGGGGAGAGCCCUCUCUCUCUCCGCCUCGGCCAUUCGUCCACUAUGGUUGGUGGUUGGACGGGUGGCAUGCCAACGGAUGCAUCACGGCCGACUGGGCCCAUUCUUUCUUUGUCUCUGCGCCUUGUGCAUGCGCUCGCCUGUCUCAAGGCACCCAGCGGUGAGCGCCGACCAGGAUCUCGACCCCACACCACGCCGGCCCAGAGGCCCGCUCCCUAUGCGACUGGCGAUUCCUGCAUCACAAGCUCACAGUGAGGUGGCGGGCCACCGCUGAACCGCCGACGCGUCCCCCAAUAGCGGCCGGCCAACAAACAGUUUUCUGUCGAAGACGGGGGCAUGCGAGGUGGCUGGCCUGUUGACCCGCCAAUUCGGGCAUCAUCGUCACCGCUCGCGGCCCCUCCCCUCCUCCGGUUGGGCCGCGCCGCACCGCGGUACCCAGCCCGACCAGCCUCCUCUUUUUCCUCCCGUCUUGACCUUUCGUUCUCUACUCCGUACUUCUCUCUCUCGUUGUGCUGCAGGGGUCGCGCGACUUUGACUUGACUAGACUUGCACGCUGGCCUUUUGUGAAGCAAACUAACAAUGUAGGAAAGUAUACGAAUACUCAUCGAGAGCGGCGCGAAAGGACAAAGAGUGACAAGACACUUCACACGCAGAAUAGCUCGUAUAUCAACAUGCACGCUGCAACUUCUCCGCUUAUACACACAAGGACUCAUUCGUCUACCGAUGACCCCAUACCUGCUUCGUACAAAGUACACCGUCUCGCCAGCACACCCCCUAGCCACUCAUUGACUUUUUUUUCGGUGGCAGCCGAUGGGCAGCCAGUCAGUCAG